UCAAAGCGUCAGUUAUACGUUGGUGUGAAUUGUUGUUAUAGGCAUAUAAAUAAGUUUUUAAAGUCAAAUCUUGUAUUUAUAUACAUUCGCAUACGCAACGAAAAGCUGAUAAAAUAUCCCUGUGUUCCUAAUAAUUUGGUUUCUAAAACAGGUGUGCUCCUACAUAGAAAAUUCACGUUUGACAUCAAUUAUGGACAGAAAUCCCAAAAACCAAAGCACAGGGCAAGGUGGUUCUAGUGGCACGCGACCUUUAUCCAUAGAACCUCCUAGAACGCAAUCCAAUGUAGAAAUACUUCCUAAUCAGCCAAGGCAACCCAGAAAUUUACAGGGACUGCUGAAAUUUGCUAUGGAGUCAACUAAAGCUGAAGACACAACAAAUCAGUCAAAAUUUCUGCCAAUUGACGAAGAGAAAAAAAGAUUUCUUAACAACGCACUAUCAUCCAUGACUGUUAAUGUCAUCGAAGAGUUGCAGAGAGAUAUAAAAACUUUAGAGAAUGUCGUAAAUUUACGAAAUGAAGAUGAUGCUUCAGAGUACGAAAUUAUACUGGAUAGGAUUGCUGAUCGCGUUGGCAGUUUAGAUGUGGCAAAUGACUUUUACAAGAUUGGAGGCUUUUCAAUUCUUGGUAUAUGUUUAAAUUCUCCACACAAUGGUAUCAGAUGGAAAGUGGCUAAUCUUAUAGCUGAAUUGACACAAAACAAUCCAGUGUGUCAAGAAAAAAUUUUAGAGGCAGGCUUUAUGCCAAUUUUAUUGGGCAUGAUCGAUUCAGAUCCCUCGGAAACUGCAAAAGUGAAGGCACUCUAUGCCAUUUCUUGCAUUGCAAGAGGACCACCCAUAGCAUUAAAAUACAUGGCAAUCAAUGAUGGCUUUUCAGUGCUAAUUAGGGCAAUGCAAAGUCAAGUUGAAAAAUUACAAAUAAAAGCUGCAUUUUUAUUGUCAUCCCUGUGUAGGAAAGAUGAUGUUGUUAAAUUAACAUUGGUUAAAAUGGGACUAGUUGAACAAGCAGCAGGUAUGCUAGCUAUGGGAAAUUUGCUUUCAGAAACAAGAGAACAACUUCUUAGUUUGUUAAAUGGAAUGACUGAUAACAACUACUUCCUUGCACUAAAAGAAUGCAGACGUCCUGAGCUUUGCUUAAAACAAACCUUGGAAAGACAUUUAAAAGAAUCAAAACACGAUGGAAGUAUUGAAAUAGAAGACUUAUGUAAAGAAAUCUUAGAUAAAGUUUUUGCUGAUCAAGAUGUGGAGCAAGAAAGAUAA
This is a messenger RNA of Copidosoma floridanum, 1255 nucleotides long. RefSeq names its product hsp70-binding protein 1. Lineage: Eukaryota; Metazoa; Arthropoda; Insecta; Hymenoptera; Encyrtidae. Gene Ontology annotation, cellular component: endoplasmic reticulum. The record is from RefSeq and is a predicted model, not a curated record. Gene Ontology annotation, molecular function: adenyl-nucleotide exchange factor activity.